Molecule: messenger RNA, 255 nt
Organism: Blepharisma stoltei
Lineage: Eukaryota; Ciliophora; Heterotrichea; Heterotrichida; Blepharismidae
Source: the annotation of a GenBank genome assembly
AUGCCCUGAGAUUUUGCACUAAGGUCUCCUAUCCGAAUUGCUUCGUUUCCAAUUUUACCUUUCAUCUGGCCCACAGUGUCUAUGGUCAAAUACUUAUUUCCUCUCUUCAGCGUUAAGGAAUUGUCUGGGUCAAAUUUAUUAGUUCAGCUUCGGCACGAUGCACAGUUUUUUAAAUCCACCAAAAUUCAAGAGGUCCUUAAGGAAACUAGUAAAGAGAACUUUUGAGGAGGAGUUCCAAUUUCAGCAUCGAUAUAA